UCUCUUUGUGUGUCUCUACAAGGUAAAGUGACUUUGUUUCAGCAGACCGGUUUAUGUGAACCCUUUUAAGCUUUAGUUUUGGCUGAUAGCAGCAGAUUGAAUAUGGCGUCAUCAGCAGCUGUGAACAGACCUCCUCCAGCUCAUCCAGGGCCAAACCCUGAGAGCCUCCCCUCCUACAACCACAGUCGAAUACCAAACCCUGGACUGCAGGAUCCAGGACUGCAGGGCCCCAGCCAGGAUCUGGGACCCCAUGUAGAGCAGAGCAGCGUCCUGGAGCCUAAAGUCAUCUUUGAGACUGCAGAGCAAGAUGACAACGACGGACCUUUAAUCCUAAAUGACAACUCUGUUGUCAAAACUUGUAAAGAGAGGAGGCACAGCCUCAGGUUUUCCUCCUCGGACUCGGUCCUGAUGUCAGACAACUUCCUCGUGUUCAGCACGCCGGCUGUGCAGCAAAGUCGGUCACAGAGGCCAGAAAUGGAGAAUGAGAGUGAUGCCUCUGAUAUGGGAGAAUCGCAGCGAGGCCAGAGCAUGACUCUCACAGAACACGUCCCCUCAGCUUCCUCUGAGCAAGAGGAGAAAAGCUCCUCUGAGCAAGAGGAGAAAAGCUCCUCUGAGCAAGAGGAGAAAAGCUCCUCUGAGCAAGAGGAGAAAAGCUCCUCUGAGCAGGAGGAGAAAAGCUCCUCUGAGCAAGAGGAGAAAAGCUCCGCUGAGCAAGAGAAUCCUCUCUGACUGGUUUUACUCAAGAAGUCCAAAAGACUAACCCCACCAAGUCCUUUCCUAUCCACUUACCCAGAUAAAAAACUUCAGAGCAUGGUCAUAGUGAGUAUUUUAUUUGCACAUAAAUUGAUCACUUAAUACAUUUCUGUGUAUCCAUUCAACUCUGACAAAGCUGCUGUAUCCUCUCUGCCAGCUUCAGGCAGUGCAGGAUCCGGACUCUCUCCUUCUUGAGCUCCUCUUGACUAACUUGACCCGUUAGCUUGGCAGAGAAGUGGAUCAGGUCCUGCAUGAAGAGGCCCACCGCCCCUCUGGGUGUGGCAGGGAACUGUGUCAGAGUGCAGGUGUCAAAUUGGAAGUUGAUGUUCUUGGCCCUUUGCAGGUCUGGUCCUCGUUCCUCGAUCCACGUCAGAGGUCUACAAGGACACAGGUUUAUGUUAGUCUCUGGAGGACUGAGACUGGGACACAUUCACAGAUUUACAUCACCCCUUGUUGGUUCUUCUUACCUGCUGUCAGAGGUAAGAAACCUGGCGGUCAUUUUAGUGUAGUUUCUACCAGAGUCCUCCUCCAUGGUUGCUGCGGUGGCUGACAGCGGACCGAACCACUCCACCAAGCAGGUGAGGCGGGCGAUGCCAGAGAAGGCCGGGAAACCAGCUCCAGGCUUCAGAGGUCCACCUUGGGAAAAAUGAGCCAUUUUAAUUUUUCCAAAAUUAUGUCUGCACAAGUCUGAACAUGAACAUAUUCAACUUGAGCAAACUGAACAAUAGGUUGACCUCAUUCUCGGC
Notolabrus celidotus (New Zealand spotty) is the source of this 1499-nucleotide messenger RNA. Its product is annotated as VID27-like protein. The coding region runs from base 103 to 729 and encodes 208 amino acids. Lineage: Eukaryota; Metazoa; Chordata; Actinopteri; Labriformes; Labridae. The transcript is spliced from 3 exons. The record is from RefSeq and is a predicted model, not a curated record.